AUGCGGGUCUUCAAUCUCCUUGCAUCUUUCUUCUGCAUAGGGAGCAUACACUUUGCCCAUGCAGCCCCAAUUUUAGCCCCUGAUGCUGCUUCUGCGACCAACUUAGAUAGGCGUGCCCCUCCUGUUGCUGGUUCAAGUAAAGCCUACCCCAUUGCGGGAACCAUGGAGGUUAAGGAAGAAAACGCUUUACCUUUUGAUGGUGACUGCUAUGCUAUCUUAUGUCUGGGAAAGGAACCAGUCUUCCAGCGCGACGGAACAGAGAGUGAUCAAAAUCGAAAGGAUGCGGCGGCCAACGUCAAGAUCCCUGGCAGUCUAUAUGUAUCUCCAGAGGAAUUUCCUUACACAUCAACUACUCAGGGUGGUUAUCAGGCUCUCCUUUUCCCAGUAACUGAAAAGUCCCAGCAUUCUCAGGGCGGAUCAAUCAACAGCUUCUACAGAAAAUACCAAAUCCAACCGGCACAUAAAGGCCAAAAUAGCUGGUAUCAAAUUACCGGGUGGACUGGGACCCUCGGUCCCUACUGCAAGGCUCUCCGGAAUAACAACGCAAAGCCUAACAAGGAUGAUGCCAUUUGUAAACCGGGUUCCAAUGGCAAGGGCAAGUGGGGAUUUGAUGUCGGCGAAUAUGCUUAUACUUACGAUGGUCACAGCUAUCGAAAGGCUAAGGGGAGCAAAUAA
Messenger RNA from Aspergillus costaricaensis CBS 115574, 675 nucleotides. RefSeq lists its product as uncharacterized. The record is from RefSeq and is a predicted model, not a curated record. NCBI's taxonomy places the organism in Eukaryota, Fungi, Ascomycota, Eurotiomycetes, Eurotiales, Aspergillaceae. The transcript is spliced from 5 exons. The coding region runs from base 1 to 675 and encodes 224 amino acids.